AUUGCUGAUACAGUUAUCCUCUGUUACGUUCCUUCAUUAGUGUAAUUCAAAAUGAAAUAGGUCAACAUUAGCUAUUAGCAACUAAGAUGAAAUGUACUAGUGUUCUUGGACGUUACUUUCUGAGAUAACGUUGAAUUGCUAACCUUAGCAUCUACUAUAGUAGCAUUAAAGAUAGUCUAGCAUGGUAUCUCGAAAUAGUAUAAGCAAAUCUUGAUCAAUAACGUCUACUACAUAUCUUAUAUGGAACUUUCUGAUAUUACAUCCACUUUGAUAAUUAUUCCUAUACCAUACAAACAUUGCGGAUAUUUCAACAAGGUAGUGAAAAAGAUUAUUAUUAACACCCACUAAUUCGCUUGGAAGUUACGCUUGAAAUUACUAACCUUGGCUUCUUCAUCUUGCUCUCUAGCAUGAGCUUGGUUUACACCGUAACGAACGGAAACGGGAAGGGGUGGUGGGACAUCUCGCUCUUCUUCUUAUUCUACUUGGGAGUCAUCUAUAAAGUAGAAAUGAAAUUACUUGAGAAAUAUGUGUUAAGAAGAAACAAGAUUACAUUGAAGCGGCGGGUGUGGUGACGGAAACGACGAAGGUUGAGGUUCUCAGUGCCGUUGCGCACGAGCUAGAAGAGUGUAUCGGUGAUGAAACUCAUUAGGAUCAGAGUAGCUAUUGAGAUUAAGAGACGCAUAGUGAAUCUAGAGACGUUGUUUUUGUUAAGAAUAAUCCAAAAAGAGUUUGUUAGAUUGAAUCUAUCAAAACUCACUAAAAAUCUGUGAUAAUUACGAAUAAGAAGUGAAAGGUUCUAGGUUAAGCCAAAGAAAACUACAAAUAUAUAUGUAAAUUGCUGUCUCUACAUUUAUUCUUGACGUCUUUUGGGGUAAUGAUGAAGUACAGUGCAUGGCGUCUAGCAUAGAGUCUCAGGUUCCAAGUCUAUGAUACAGAAUCUGAAAGUACAAAUAGAGGUGUCGAGAUUGUGGAGGGUGUUUUGGUAUUAAAAAAAGAUUAACAGUGGAUAGGAUAUUCUCCUAAUUUUGACAAUUUAUGUGUGUAUAGAGCCAAAUUUCUCUUUAUUUUAUAUAACGAAUAAAGCCACAUUUACAACCCAAAUAAACGUGUUAGUUGAUCGGUCGUUGUUGAAGAACAGCUACCAUCAAUUUCCAGAUGAGACAACCCUGAGGACUGUUUGUUUCAGAAUCGAAACUAAUACGUUUCUGUCUUGGGUAUAAAUUCUCUGAGCAACCCCAUCAUUGUGCUUAAAUCCAUCUCCAUCUCCGUUUUCGCAGUCUCUAGUUCUUUGGACAAAGCUUUGGCGAAUUUGCUGUCUAUUUCUUGGAGUUUGUACUCAACCACUUCCAGUUUCAUCUCAGCUUCAGCAAUGCAAGCAUGAAAGAAAAGAAUUCCGCCACGAAAACAGAAAAAGUUAAGAUUAUGUCUUAACAGGCUUUCAAGUUCAUAGCUAAGUGUCGGCUCAGGUGGUUUAUCACAUGCCUAUAUACAACAUCCAUCCCUACGAUGCAAUAUUCCUGAAUCCAGGGGGUUGUUCUAUGAUGAUGCGAACACAUUGCUAAUUUCUACCGCAGCCAAUCAGGUCUUUUCAUGGCAAACAUCUCCCUUUAACGCAGAUGUGUCUCCUUCAGUUGAUUCUAUAAGUGAAAGGCCUAUCCUAUUUAUCAAAUUCUAUGUUAAUAAAAAAGCCAUAGCUGUCCAAAGAUCCGAGUGUGAAAUACAGAUUUUUAUCGAGAAACCAAGCAGAUACUUACCCACAAAUGCAGGGCAGGAUCAGAGAGCGUUCUCGGAUUCUUUUGGAGUGACUCUCCACUAUGUGACCUUGCAAUUGUAAAGACCAGAUGGGGCUCUGUUGGCAUGGACUUGCUUGCUUGUAAUAAUUUGAUUGCAGUGGUAGCGUUGUCUCAUGUUUGCCUAAAGUCUAAGCACGAUGGAUUCGAUCCACAAGCCCACAAUGAAGCUAAACACUGAAAGAAAACAUAUAUCUUUUGAAACAUAACUGUUAAAUGCUGAAUUUUAUGAAGUUAUAACAUAAAGUGAUUAAUGAACAAACGUCUUAUCAAUUAAUUAUGCUUCCGCAAAGCACCAUGUUCAUUGCCCUAUAAAAUCAUAUCUCGUUCAUUGAUACCAAUCAAACAUCUACCAAUAUCAAAAGCAAAAGCAAAUAUGGCAAAGUCUAUUCACAUUGCAAUGUUUGUAUCCAUAGUAAUGUUCUUCACGUCACAUUUAAAUUCUUCCCAAGAAUUUGAUCAAUAUUCACAAGAGGUACCAGAAGAUGUGAAGAUAUCUCCUACAUCGGAUUUUGAUAUUUACGUCGAAUCUCCCGAUGAAUCUCUAUUUGAAGAAGUCGAUUCACCCGCAAUGGAAUAUGAGAUGAAGUCUGGACAUCAUUACACACACAAACAACUCGGUUUUCUUGAGGCUUGCUUUCAAAAUCUGAACUCAUUAGACUGUGGAGAUAAUAUUUUCAAGAACAUGUUAGAUGAGGCAGCACAAGGAUUAUCAAAUGAAUGUUGUCAUGAUCUGUUAAAGAUUAGCAAAGAUUGUUACCUAGGAAUGACUCAAAGCACUUUAUCGAGUUACGAGUAUAGAUUUAUUGUGUCUAAGGCUAUUCCCAAAAGUAAACAGACAUGGAAUGAUUGUGUUCGUAGAGUUGGGAACCAGAUUGGCAGCCCGAUCGCUUUUGAGGAACUACACUAAUUGAUGUUCCGGUGUGCUGAUGUUUUAUAUAUGUGAUUUUGUAACUCAGGCGUUAUGAGAGUUACCAUUAUAUAAAUAAAGCUAAAGAUCUUUUACAGAUCUUAUAUUAGUAUACGAAACUCAUUAGAGUAACAUGAAAGCUGAAUCAACUAUCAACAUUGGUGGUAUUUGUCUUUAGGUUUCUUUAAUGGAUAUAGAUAUCUGGGGACAACGCUAGCAGCUCUUAGUAAUUCGGCAUAUUUAUGGACUAUGAGCUCUUCGCUCUAAAUUACACAAUCCGACCCACCGUACCAUUUCAGAUAUCCAUACUCGCAAACCCAGUAGAGUUACAGUCUCUAUUGUACUUCUCCUUGCAUUCCUUCAGCCUGAUUCUCUAAUCCACAAUGGUUAUACUUGUCUCUGACAACGAUCAUGUACCUCAAGAGCAAAAAACCAUCUGGGUCGCCGCAGCUCAGUGGCGAGCCUCUCACACAAACCAUUGAACACAUCUACCAAAGCCAAUGUCGUGGCAUUCUUGGGAAUGAAACCUUUGAUACAGUUACAUGUCGGUAUUGUGCUAAUGUUAUAGUAAACAUUUUAUUAUCAUAUUUUUAAUACUAAUGAGGCAUGGUUUGAUUUUAAUUUGCAUAUUUUAUCUCUUAAUCCUGGAUUAUAUAUAGUUUUCAGCAUACAAGAAAAUGUUAUUUCCACAUUCUAUGACUUGUUUUUAGACUUUCAUCAAUUCAUUACAACAUAUUAUUGUUAUUGAUCGAUAACUUUAACUUAACCACGUGAAUUUUAUCCCAAAAAAAUUUACCAACUAAAAUUUAUUUUUUUAGAAAGAAACUAGUUUUUGAUCCGCGUUGUGCAGAUUUAUUUUUCAUUUUUACAUGUUUAUAUCUUUUAGAAUGCCAUGAAAUUGACUGUGUGUUUCUAUUGUGUUUAGUUUUUGGUCUUUCUAAUUUAUGAGAUUAUUUUUUCUUUAAACAAUGCGCGGGUUAUUAUUAAUUUUAUUUGAUAAAUUUUACAUUGAAAUAUAAUUAAAAUUUUAAGUAUACUUUUAGGUUUUAUCAGAUUUAAAGAUGGUCAUUUGAUUUGAAAUUUUUAUAAAAAUUCCAACUUUUAUUUUGGAAUUUUUAAAAGAAAUACAUGUUUAGCGAUGUGUGGUAUAUUUUAAUAAGAUAAAUAUAUUAAUCUAAUAUGGCAUAAUAUUAUGUAGAUAAUUAAAAUUUAUAUUUACAAUUAUGUAAUAUAAAACUAUAGAUAUUAUUAAAAACUAUAAUAUUUGUUGUAAUAUGAAUUAGUUUAAAUUAUGUACAACUAUUUGUGCAAAAUUACGUAGUUUGUAAAUGUGUAUAUGUGAUAAAACUAUAAUAAUACAUACUAUAUUUUAACUAAUAUUGGUUUAUAUAUUUAAUAUUUAAAUUGUCUAUUUCAUAUAACCAAAAAAUAAAAGAUUUAAAUUAGACAGAAACCAUUAAAAAAUAAAUAUAGUUUUUCAUUUGACCCGCAGUUUCAAAACGCGAGAUGUUUUAUAAAUAAUUAACAUAAUCUUUAAUUUUGGAAAUAAUAUAUGUUUUUGAAUUAUAUUACGUUUUUUAUAUUACCAUUAACAUUUAUUUUAAAUUUUGAAUAUUAAAUUUUAAAUGAGAAAUAAUUUUGUAAUUGUAACUAAAAUUUAUAUAAAUGUAACUUAUGAAAAUUAAAACAGUGUAACCCGGGGAAUUGCCAAAAAUAGCACUUUGACGAUACCACUUUUCACUUCUACCUUAAUCAACUUUGCCAUUAAAAUUUUAAUUGGCAAAUGACUAUUAUGUCCCUAAUUAAUUAAACUUAAACUAUUCAAUUAGAUAUGUUAUAUCUUCUUCCUCGAUGUGAGAUCCGGCAAGCUCCAGCGAGCUCCGGCAAAGGACGAUGAUUGGAGAUUGCUUUCGGUUCAUACACAGACUGGAACCGCAGAACGGUUUGCUAAAGUGAGUUGCUUUGAGACCCUGCUUGGCUCACCUACUUUUGUGGAUAUAAGAAACGGACGGCUAAGAUGCGUGGAGACUGGCCACGAAGUUGUAGUCGGAGACGAAGAAGCAUACGCUCGUAACAAACGGUGUCGUCUGGGACUCAUCGAUCACGCUCUAUCUCAUGGGAAAUCUCCUCUCACCAUGUUCUUGCAGUGCCUAAUUUCUCAUUCGAAGUUCGUGUGCAAGCUUAUUGGGGAUACUGUGAACAAGAACGAGGAACAUAUCUGGAAAUAUGUAAAUGGGAAGAGAUUUCUACACAGAUUAGAUUACUGAACAUGAUAUCAGAUUCAUUGACAUCUUGUACUGAUUCCAAUUUUGUCUCGUGCUUGUUAUUCCUGGCUUUUAAUGUUUUGGUGUUGAUGUAUCUGAUAGAGCAAGUGGAAAGAGGAGCUGGAACAAGCGGAAAGACCGAGAAAAUACAAGUAACCAAUAAACAUGGACACGUUAAGGAAGAAACUGACUCCAAUGAUUCAGAGUUUUGGAUGCUUAAGUCAAGUUUUGGUUCAGAGUCAGAGUAGGAGAGUGAUGAAGAAAACUGCAAAGGUUCUCAUUGUGAUGCCAAAGAAUAUGAGGAGCUCUCAGAAAGAACAAAGAGGAUGUCAAUAGAGAUUGGACCAAGUAUGAUCAUUACGGCAGCACCACUAUGAUCAUGAGGCUCAAGGCUACUAUUCAGUCUUUGGAAGGGCAGAUGAGUUCUGUUACUGAGAAGAGUGCUAAGUAUGCUCAGAUUGCUGCUGAGGAAGUGCCCAAGAGUCUUUACUGCCUUGGUGUUCGUCUCACUACUGAGUGAUUUCAGAACUCGAGUUACAGGGGAGCUCGCGGAGAGAAUCUAUGUUGUGGCUUUUAAGCUCACCGAUAACAGUCUUUACCAUGUCUGUGUGUUUUCUGAUAACAUUGUUGCUACUUCGGUUGUGGUUAACUCCACUGCUCUCAACUCCAAGGCCCCUGAGAAAUUCGUCUUUCAUCUUGUCACUAAUGCGAUAAAGUCAUGGUUUGCUAUGAACGUGGACAACCUCGGAGUCACUGUUGAGGUUCAGAAGUUUGAGGAUUUCAAAUGGCUUAAUGCUUCUUAUGUCCCCGUCCUCAAGCAGCUCCAAGACUCUGAUACGUAAAGCUACUAUUUCUCUGGACACACCGACGAUGGUCGCACACCGAUCAAGUUCAGAAACCCCAAGUAUCUCUCAACGCUCAAUCAUCUCAAUGCUCAAUUAUAUCUUUUUAUAAGGCCUUAUAAAUUGUGUUAUGAAGAUAUUAAAUUCUUAUAAUCUUUUGAAUAAACCCUUAUAAAUAGAUUUAUAAACUCUUAUAAAUAGAUUUAAACCGUGUAAAUUAAUUUAUAAACACUUAUAAAUAAAUGUAUAAACUCUUAUAAAUAGCUUAUAAGUUCUUGUAAAUAGUUUUAUAAACCCUUUUAAAUAGUUUUAUAAACCUUAAUAAAUAGUUAUAUAAACAUUUGUAUGUGUUUUAUAAAUUUUAUAGAUGGUUGAUACAAGGUUUUAUAAGCUCUUAUAAAAUUUAUAAAUGGUUCAUAAAUUGUUUUAUAAACUCUUAUAAAUGAAUAAUGUCAAGAACAAUGAAGGCGAAGAAGAAUCAAAUGGGGGGGGGGGGGAUGUUGGGUCAAAUUUAGGGUUAUGGUUUGGAGUUGCAAGAACAUUAUAAGCAGCAGAAGAGAGCACACUGGCAACAAUUCUCUAGGCAAGUGAUAUCUAUUGGAAUGUGAUUAGCAACUAUGUACAGAUACCAUUCAAACAAAAUCAAUGAUGUUCUUUGCUGUACUUUUAUUCCGAAAUGGCAAGGAGAACAUUAUAAGCAGCAGCAUAAGGCAUAUACUUGGAUGUUUCCAUCAAUAAUCAAGAACCAACAAUUUUAAAUAUUUUAAGAGCCUUCAAUAAGCCUUUAUAAAAUGUUUUAAGAUCCUUCAUAUAUGAAUUACCUUUCGAAAUUCUUCAAAUCCUUGUAACUGAUUUUAUAAACGCUUAUAAAUAAUUUUAAAUAUUCUUUUUUUUCCAACAAUUUUAAAUAUUCUUAUAAAUGAUUUAUAGACCCUUAUAAAAAGUUUUAAUAUAUUCUCAUAAAUGAAUUAUAACCCCUUAAAAACUAGUUAAUAAUUUAGACAAAAGUUUUCUACAAAUCUUUAUAAAUAUUUUAUAAAACCUUAUAAAUAUUUUUAAA
Messenger RNA from Brassica napus (rape), 6866 nucleotides. RefSeq names its product protein DOWN-REGULATED IN DIF1 11-like. Bases 2167 to 2700 code for a protein of 177 amino acids. The transcript has 8 exons. The record is from RefSeq and is a predicted model, not a curated record. NCBI's taxonomy places the organism in Eukaryota, Viridiplantae, Streptophyta, Magnoliopsida, Brassicales, Brassicaceae.